GACUGCGUUCGCAUCAAGAUCGCGCGUCGCGACAUCAUAAAAUCAAUCAUUUUUUGUUGUUUUGAAGAAAAAAAAAAUAAAUAAAAACAACCGACAACGACAGUGUAUGAAGAAAGAUAAAUUUUCGCAUUAGAAUGUGACAAAAACUGCGAAAAACUUUCUUUAAAACGAAAUUUAAAGAAUUCCAACCUUUAAAAAAAUGGAUGAGGGCAAGAUCUUGAAGCAGGAUUUGCACUUCAAGGCAGUAAAUACGAGGAAAAAUCACGAUGACGAGAAGAGGGAUUUGUUAAAACAUCCGAAAUUUACCGUUGUGCCUGCCAAACUUCCGACAUCCGCAUCGCAAUGUGAUACAAAAGACGAAAAAUCGGCAGUUUUGGAGAAAGGGCUUUCCGCAAGUGCAACAAGUCCUGCGUCAAUUGGGCUUCCAGCUGUCGUGACACCCGCAAGACCAAAAUAUUACCUGGCUGACAAUGAUUUAGUACAAGCAACUUCUAGUCCGACUGUGAUAACGCAACAAAAGCAAAAGUUAUUGCAACAACAGCCGAAUCCGCAUUCGACAAUCACGGGCGCUUCGCAUUCGCCGUCACUCUACAACCCUCUACUGCUUCGCACGGGCUCGUAUUUGUUUCACGACGACGGAAGUUUGAGUCCCAAAAUCAUCACAGAUGCCAAUUCCAUCAGAUCUCUCACGUCAAUCGGCAUGGGAUGCACCGACGGCAGGAAAAUGAUCGUCAAACGUGUGCCCAAUUCGCCAUCGGAGUUGCUCGGAUUCGUUCAGCCAUCCACCCCUCCAGAUGAUCCAUUUGACACAGAAAGCUACGAAUUCGACGAUGAAUCUGACACACUCAAGCCCCGACGUCAACAUUGGGAGAACAAAAUGCAUUUCGUGCUCGCCUGCAUCGGAUAUUCCGUCGGUCUCGGCAACGUUUGGCGUUUCCCGUAUCUUUGCUACAAAAGUGGAGGCGGUAUUUUUCUGAUACCGUACUUCAUCAUCCUCUUUAUCUGUGGUAUCCCGAUGCUAUUUAUGGAAUUAGCAGUUGGUCAAUAUACGGGACGAGGACCUAUUGGAGCGCUCGGACAAAUUUGCCCCUUGCUGAAAGGAACUGGCGUCGCAAGUGUCGUAAUUUCGUUUUUCAUGUCGACGUACUACAGCGUCAUCAUUGCCUAUGCAAUUUACUACUUUUUCACGUCAUUCAAGCCCGAAUUGCCAUGGACUGAGUGUUCUCCGCGAUGGGCGACGCCCGAUUGUUGGAAUCCAUCGAACGCUUUGCCGAAUUCGACGAGGCCUUUUAAGUCACGAGCUGCUACCGAGGAAUUUUUUGAGAAUAAAGUUCUGAAAAUCAGUAACGGCAUCGAAUAUGCAGGCGGAAUGCGAUGGGAACUCGUUGCGUGUCUUGUUUGCGCGUGGAUUCUCGUUUAUUUUGCCAUCUGGAAGUCUAUUAAGUCGAGUACGAAAGCGCGAUAUUUGACAGCAACGCUUCCUUUCGUGUUAAUUGUCGUCUUUUUGGGUCGAGCUCUGACGUUGGAAGGCGCUGACAUCGGUUUGAAGUACUUUUUCAAGCCAAAUUGGGCGUUAUUGCGUAACAGUAACGUUUGGAUCAACGCCGCAUCGCAAGUUUUCAACUCAAUUGGCAUCACAUUCGGUUCGAUGAUUUCCUUUGCGAGUUACAACAAGUACAACAACAACAUGUUGCAUGACACGCUCGCCGUUUCGUUCGUUAAUGCCGUCACUUGUUUACUUGUGGGGAUUUUUGCCUUUGCCACGCUCGGAAAUAUCGCGCUCGAGCAAACCAUGAGCGUGGAAAAUGUCGUUUCCGAUGGCCCCGGGCUCAUUUUUGUCGUUUAUACGCAAGCGCUUGCCAAGAUGCCGGCGCCGCAAAUGUGGGCCGUAAUGUUUUUCUUCAUGUUGCUGUGCUUGGGACUGAAUAGUCAGUUUGCGAUUGUUGAAGUUGUAACGACAUCCAUUCAAGACGGCUUCCCGAACUGGAUUCGACGAAAAUUAGUUUAUCACGAGCUGUUGGUUCUCAUUUUGUGUGGAAUUGCCUUUUUCUUUGGAUUACCAAACAUUAUUCAAGGCGGAAUUUUCUACUUCCAACUCGUCGAUCAUUAUGCAGCUUCAGUUACCAUCCUCUUCAUCGCUUUUUUCGAAGUUGUUGCUGUCGCAUGGUUUUACGGGACAGGACGUCUUGCCAAGUCAAUCAAACAAAUGACGGGCAGAAAUCCAAGUUUAUACUUUAGAUCUUGUUGGUUGGUCUUGAUUCCCAUUUCGUUAAUAGCACUUUUCAUCUUUAGUAUAGUUAAUUAUAAGAACAUCACGUACCACAAUGGUCUAUAUGAGUAUCCGCCGUGGGCUCAUGGCAUCGGAUGGAGCAUCGUAGCUGUCUCGUUGAUGUUUAUUCCGUGUUAUGCCAUCGUUAUGUUGGCAAAAACUGAAGGAGAUUCAUUUGUUGAGAAACUCAAAAAUAGUCUCAUUCCAAGCUUUUUUGAAUGUAAAAUCUGUGGCGAGCAUCAUUGUGAACACAUUGAAGAAGGCCUCUUCCCACAGGAAAUGAACCCAAUGAUUCCCGGAAGUCCCGAAUCGCCUCCUCCAGUAAUUAUUUUCCAAUCUCCAUCGAAAAUUAGCAUUAACAAUAAGCCACACAACAACAAUACUCCGACAGCUGGAAGGAAAGUGCAAACGACAGUGCCUCAAAGAAAUUGACAGUUUUAUUUAAGGAACGAAGAAAGUUGUUAGAAAAUUUCAUUAGAUAGACAAAUAAAUUGCAUUCCUUGUUGAGUUUAGAGAAAGAGCGAAAAAAAAGUAAAAUUUUUCUG
Molecule: messenger RNA, 2814 nt
Organism: Culicoides brevitarsis
Lineage: Eukaryota; Metazoa; Arthropoda; Insecta; Diptera; Ceratopogonidae
Gene: ine
Product: sodium- and chloride-dependent GABA transporter ine
Exons: 12
Coding region: 200-2701 (833 amino acids)
Biological process (GO): transmission of nerve impulse; glial cell growth; neurotransmitter transport
Cellular component (GO): plasma membrane
Molecular function (GO): neurotransmitter:sodium symporter activity; osmosensor activity
Source: RefSeq, a predicted model, not a curated record